CAUUUGGUAAUGCCCUCCAUUCUCUGGAUGGAGCAACAUCUCGGGGAGAUUUUGUGGCUCUGCUGGAUCAUUUUGGCAACCACUAUAUCCAGGAAGCUGUCUAUGGAUUUGAGGAAUCCUGCUCUAUCUGGUAUCCCAACAAGCAAGUGCAAAAACAGCUCUGGCUGGAAUAUGAAGAUAUUAGCAAAGGUAAUUCCCCAUCAGAUGAAUCUGAAGAGCGUGAGCGAGAUCCCAGGGUCCUCACUUUUCCAGAGUACAUUGCCAGUUUGUCAGAAUCCGGGACCAAGCGUAUGGCAGCUGGGGUGCGCAUGGAGUGCCAAAGCAGGGGGCGCUGCCCUUCCUCCUGUCCUUUAUGUCAUGUGACCUCUAGCCCAGAUGCUGUAGCUGAACCCAUCCUCCUGGAAGUCACAAAGGCAGCACCCAUCUAUGAGUUGGUCAUCAAUAAUCAGACUCAGAAG
Molecule: messenger RNA, 458 nt
Organism: Thamnophis sirtalis
Lineage: Eukaryota; Metazoa; Chordata; Lepidosauria; Squamata; Natricidae
Source: RefSeq, a predicted model, not a curated record